AUCUGUUUAGAACAAAGUGCAACAUGCGUUACUUCUUACUGUUCAUCACAAGUUUCAUUCUUCUUCAUGUUCAACAAUCCACACAAGAUGACUUGCUUAAACUCAAGGUGAAGAAAUCUUAUAUAGAAAGAAAAUUAGUUCGGAAUGCAGAACAUUUGGUGCAGAACAGUGCAAAUUUGGUGAAUCUGACGAAAGUAAUACAGGACCACAUAGAAAACAUCAAUGCUUUACUGUCACCUGGCGGAUUAUCAGUUGAUAAAUAUAUUUCUUGCAGAAGAAAACAGAUGGAAGGUCAAUCUGGAGUCAAACUCAUGAAAAGUCUAGUGGACAUUAUUGUGAGAGAAGAGAAGUAUUUCGGAAUUAUUACUACUGACACACAUAACAUGAAGCAGUGCUUUCAGGAUAAGGCGAAGAGUUAUGAAGUGAGGUAAUAAUUUCUCAGUUGGCUUCAUCCCGGAGCUCUUUGUUACUCAUAAUUUCUGGCCGACCAUCCAACUCUCCGUACAGAGCGAAUGUAUCUGUUGAUAAAAGUCUGCAGCCAAUGUGAGAGUUCCGUUUUCUUUUUAACAAAUCAAUUUAACUUGAAUAAAUUUUUCAACUAACAUUUUCACAGAAAUUCAUCAACUAACUAAUCAAAUCAGAACAUUGUACUAUGUAAUCGAGGCACAAACCCAAAGCGUAUAAUAACUGCAUCACUUGGAAAUUAUUAUUUCUUCUUAUCACCCAAUGACUUUUCGGAGGAAACAGUGCUGAGCAACAUGUUCAUUGACUUUUAUUAUCUUCAUUAUUAAUGUUGAUAUUAAUUUCACUUUAACUUUUCAUUUCUUCUGAAAUGGUGCUCUUUUAAUUCAUUGUGUGACAAUUAACGUUUGAAAUAUUAAAGUGUGAAUUCAAAAUAAUUA
Molecule: messenger RNA, 902 nt
Organism: Trichobilharzia regenti
Lineage: Eukaryota; Metazoa; Platyhelminthes; Trematoda; Strigeidida; Schistosomatidae
Source: the annotation of a GenBank genome assembly